Messenger RNA from Microthlaspi erraticum, 306 nucleotides. Lineage: Eukaryota; Viridiplantae; Streptophyta; Magnoliopsida; Brassicales; Brassicaceae. The record is from the annotation of a GenBank genome assembly.
AUGAGCAGCUCUCCUCCGGCAGCUUCCGGUGAAAUCAAUCGGGUCAAUUCGACGGCUUCUACGAACCCAGCGAAUGUAAUUAACGCCUCAGUUGUUUCCACGGCGACCGUCUCAGACUUUUUCCCUGUGAGUAAAUCGUUAGAUUCAAAAUUAAGUCAGUCUGGUAUUUUGGAUCACUCGAAUUCGAAGACGAACUCCGGUUUGUCCCCACCAUCUGCGGAAACUGUUGCGACUAAUGGACCCAGCUUUACUUGUUUUUACAGGGACUCCAGCGGUAGCAUUCCUCUCUUCCUCAGGAAAAAAUAA